Messenger RNA from Juglans microcarpa x Juglans regia, 1527 nucleotides. RefSeq names its product metal transporter Nramp5-like. Gene Ontology annotation, molecular function: manganese ion transmembrane transporter activity; cadmium ion transmembrane transporter activity. Bases 1 to 1527 code for a protein of 508 amino acids. Gene Ontology annotation, biological process: metal ion transport. Gene Ontology annotation, cellular component: membrane. The record is from RefSeq and is a predicted model, not a curated record. The transcript has 12 exons. NCBI's taxonomy places the organism in Eukaryota, Viridiplantae, Streptophyta, Magnoliopsida, Fagales, Juglandaceae.
AUGUCUCUGGUUCAGAUACAAGAGACCCCUAAAUGGAAGAAGCUUUUGGGUUAUGUAGGACCUGGUAUUCUCGUUUCUGUAGGCUAUCUUGAUCCCGGAAACUUGGAAACAGACCUACAAGCUGGUGCAGAUCACAAAUACGAGUUGCUAUGGAUCGUGCUUGUCGGGCUGACCUUCGCUUUCAUAAUCCAGUGUUGUUCUGCAAGAUUAGGGGUGGCAACAGGAAAGCAUCUCGCUGAGCAUUGCAAGGCAGAGUACCCAAGUCCACUCAAAUACUGUCUGUGGAUACUUGCUGAGGUGGCCGUUAUAGCUGCUGACAUCCCAGAAGUACUAGGAACGGCAUUUGCUCUGAACAUACUCUUCAAAAUACCCAUGUGGAGUGGGGUCCUGCUGGCUGGAUUGAAUACUCUCCUUCUCCUUGGGAUGCAACGAUAUGGUAUAAGGAAGCUGGAGGUGGCGAUUGGUCUGCUAGUAAUGGUGGUGGGUGGCUGCUUCUUUGCUGUAAUGAUAAAGGCCAGACCGAGUGCAAAGGAGAUGGUGACCGGAAUGUUCGUUCCCAAAUUGAAUGCGAAAGGAGCCACCAAAGACGCCAUUGCUCUUUUAGGAGCUCUGAUCAUGCCGCACAAUCUUUUUCUUCACUCAGCAUUGGUUAUAUCGAGAAAGUUCCCUCACUCCUUUGAUGGCAUCAAUAGUGCAAGCAAGUUUUUCUUCAUAGAAAGUGGGAUAUCACUAGUCCUAGCGUUCCUCAUCAAUGUGGUUGUCGUAUCUGUUAGUGCCAGCGUGUGCUCCAAUCCAAAUAUCUCUGUAGAGAGCAAGGCUCAUUGCAAGAAUAUCACUCUCGAGUCUGCGGCUUUCUUGUUUAAGAAUGACCUUGGAAAGUGGAGUGCAAAGCUAUAUGCCAUAUCCGUGCUUGCUUCUGGUCAGAGCUCAACUGUUGCAGGAACCUACGCAGGCCAGUACAUUAUGCAGGGUUUUUUGGAUUUGAAGAUGGAACUCUGGUUGAGAAACUUAAUAACCAGGUGCAUAGCCAUUGGUCCAAGUUUGGUGGCGUGCAUUAUAGGCGGACCUCAUGGAGCUGGAAGGCUUAUCAUUAUUGCUUCUAUGAUCUUGGCAUUUGUACUUCCAUUUGUAUUGGUUCCUCUCCUCCGGUUCACCAGCAGUGAAGCCAAGAUGGGUCGGCAUAAGAAUCCCUUUCUGGUAAGCCUCGUCUCAUGGCUAUUGGGGUUUUGCUCAAUUGGGAUCAACAUGUAUUUCUUAAGCACCACUCUGAUUGGAAGGAUAACGGGUAACGAGAUGACUAAAACCGGAUCAAUCCUCACAGGAGUAAUAGCAUUGCCAAUGAUGGUACUCUACGUGUCGUUGUUGACAUACAUGACACUGAAAAGAGAGAAUCCUGCAACUAGUUCUGAUAACUUGGAGAUAAGCACCACUAGCACCGAUGGAACAGGGAACAAAAAUGGCUCAGAAUCGAGCAGCAACCAGAGAUCAACUGAUGACAUUGAGAUGGAUGAUACUAUUCAUGCAUGA